UAGUAACAAGUGCCGCUCAAUGGUCAAACUCGACAGCUGCUUCAGUUCGGACUGAACAGCAUGUACUGAACUGCCGUCCUUCAGUUACAAAGAUCGCAUUUAUAUCUGACAUUUUAUUAGCUAACAUAAUAAUAUAUAGAUCAAUGCGUGUGUAUUUAGAGACAAGAAGCAGUGUGCGACUAUCAGGGUGUUCAGAAGACAACCGUAUAGUGCUGAUAUGGACCAGGUCGAGUAAACACUGAACCAAAGAAGAAAAACUAUGGCUUCGGCACAACCUCCAAACUUCUCCUGGGUGGAUCCUGGCAAGGUUGCAGGACUGGGAAUGCCCCGAAUGACGGCUCACUAUCAGUACCUGCUGAACAACGGCAUCAAGCAUCUAGUGACCCUAAGCGAACGCAAACCUCCUUACCACGACACCUGUCCAGACCUGAUUUUUCAUCACAUCAGGAUUCACGAUUUCUGCGCGCCAACGUUUGAUCAGAUCAACAGAUUCCUGUCCAUAGUGGCGGAGGCCAAUGCGAGAGGACAGGCUGUUGGAGUGCACUGUUUGCAUGGUUUUGGACGGACGGGAACAAUGCUCGCCUGUUACCUGGUGAAGAGCAGGAAAAUCACUGGAGUCGAUGCCAUUAAUGAGAUAAGAAGCAUACGCCGAGGGUCCAUUGAAACCAGGGAGCAGGAACAAAUGGUGGUGCAGUUUUAUCAACAAAACAAGGUGUAAAAUGAGAAAUGUUUAUUU
Molecule: messenger RNA, 736 nt
Organism: Labeo rohita (rohu)
Lineage: Eukaryota; Metazoa; Chordata; Actinopteri; Cypriniformes; Cyprinidae
Gene: dusp23b
Product: dual specificity phosphatase 23b
Exons: 3
Coding region: 260-718 (152 amino acids)
Biological process (GO): protein dephosphorylation; cilium assembly
Molecular function (GO): protein tyrosine/serine/threonine phosphatase activity
Source: RefSeq, a predicted model, not a curated record